This is a messenger RNA of Dioszegia hungarica, 1650 nucleotides long. RefSeq lists its product as uncharacterized. The transcript has 9 exons. Bases 1 to 1650 code for a protein of 549 amino acids. Lineage: Eukaryota; Fungi; Basidiomycota; Tremellomycetes; Tremellales; Bulleribasidiaceae. The record is from RefSeq and is a predicted model, not a curated record. Gene Ontology annotation, molecular function: zinc ion binding; DNA-binding transcription factor activity, RNA polymerase II-specific; RNA polymerase II transcription regulatory region sequence-specific DNA binding. Gene Ontology annotation, biological process: regulation of DNA-templated transcription. Gene Ontology annotation, cellular component: nucleus.
AUGGAAGGCCAGAACAAGAGAGACGCCUCAGAAGAGGCGAGAGGAACAGACGAUGAGGAUAAGAAGAGGAAGAAGCGGGUCAAGAAGGCUGUAGGAAAGGCGUGUGUCUAUUGUCGGCGGAGUCAUAUGGUCUGUGAAGGCGGACGACCAUGCGAGCGGUGUAUCAAGCGGAAUAUCCCUCAUCUCUGCCGAGACUUCACCCCUCCGCGCCAGCUCGAGCCGCCCCAUGGCCCACAGCCUCCACAGUCGCAGGCGCAAGUAAGGAGCGAGCCAGAUUCGUCAACCGCUAGCGGCUCUGCAAGCACCCAAAUGCCGCUGUACUCGGAUGCGAAUUUCCCUCCGUCCUGGCCGUUAUUGACGGAUGAUGGAGGGCAAGCGGGGUAUGGCGAGGUCAAGGGCGAUGGUGAAUGGGGGAAGGAGGACGACACUGAGCUUGGAGCUCUGAGCAAAUUUCUCGGCGACUUGGGCGUACCCAAUCUGCCCGGUGGCUUCCUCGACGUCCUCUCCUACUUCUCCAACAAAGGCGGAGCGAAUAAUCUCGCCGGUGUCCCCUUGCAGGGAUACAAUACCGGUACCGCCACACCUGACGCGCCGAUGCUGGGUCAAAUGGACGGGGAGGAUCAGCACCAGCUGGACCUCAUGGCUGGUCUCAACGAACGCUACUUCCUCGCUGCCGCCGACCAACCGUCCGGACCCCGUUCAUCCCGUCUAGCCCAGGUCAUCAAGGCGAAAUACGACGCCGGUCUCUUGAAACCGUACGACUACGUCAAGGGCUACGAGCGCAUGAAGGGAUGGAUGGAUUCUGGACGUGCCAAUCCGCGAGCGGAAUCCGUCCCCGCCAGCGCUCCCGGAUCACCACGACAAGGUGCGGGCGCUGCCGGCCGGGCGGGUAUGAAACCCCUCACGGCCGUCAACUCGUCAACGCCCCAAUCUGUCUCGGUCACGUCAAAAGGAAUCAGCGCGGACAGUCGCCGUCGGAUAUGGGCGGCGAUGAAUGGGUUCCGACCAAAGUUUCGGCAGAUCGCUAGAACGCUCGAUGAGGUGGAUCUGGUCUUUAUCGAAGAGGCGAUGGAGCGGUGGAUGUUGCAGUAUGAUCGGGCGUUUGCUUCGAUACAUACUCCUUCGUGUAUAUGGCGAAGGACGGGCGAGAUACAAAAGGCCAAUCAAGAGUUUGCGAAUCUGACGGGGAUCCCGGCGAGCAUGUUUAGGAAUGGACAGUUGUGCGUUUAUGAGUUGAUGGAUGAGGAUAGCGCGGUGAGGUAUUGGGAAGGGUAUGCGAAGAUUGCUUUCGACGCAGGCCAAAGAUCCCUCUACACCUCUUGCACCCUCAAGAUACCCACCUCACUCACCCGCCUUCCGCCACGACAACCCUUCUCCACCCCGCCCCUAUUCGGCCUACCCAAAACUGCCGCCCCAGGUCCAUCCGGUCUCUCCCACCCGUCCCUCAGCGCCGUACCGGAUCUAUCAUUACCCCAAUCUCUGAUCAAUACCGCUAAUGGCGCAGUGGGCGCUGGUGGGAUGGCGGCAAUGGGGUCGGCGGAGGUGUAUAGGGAGAUCAAGUGUUGUUUCUCGGUGACGAUUAGGAGGGAUGCUUGGGGGGUGCCGGUAGCGAUCAUGGGGCAGUGGAUUGUGAGUUAUCCGCGUCGUUGA